This is a messenger RNA of Arabis nemorensis, 738 nucleotides long. The record is from the annotation of a GenBank genome assembly. Lineage: Eukaryota; Viridiplantae; Streptophyta; Magnoliopsida; Brassicales; Brassicaceae.
AUGUUGCAGCUUCGACCAUUAGCAAAAUGCUUCUUGAGAUGCUCUCUAGGUGAUGGAAGAAAUUGCAGUUUCUGGUUCAAUCAUUGGUCGACUCUUGGUCAAUUGUGGAAUGUGCUAGGUGAGGAGGGUCCGAGACCAAUGGGGAUUCCUAUGAAUAGCAAAGUGUCAGAGGCUACCUCCGGUAAUGGCUGGUUUUUACCAGGACAUAGAACCAGAAACAAAAAACUUAAAGAAGUUCAAACCAUGCUAUUAAUGACAUCUCCGCCGGAUGACUCAAAGGGUGAGGAUUCAUACUAUUGGCAAACGGGUCAUUCCGCCUUGUUACCAUUCUCAAACUCGGCUACUUGGGACUGUCUAAGACCCUCUCGUCCCCGGGUUCAGUGGGAAAAGGUGGUUUGGUUCAAGGGCCAUGUUCCAAAACACGUAUUCACAUUCUGGGUGUGGAACAGAGUCUUAUUAAGGCUAGGACACUCGACCAAUACUCUACUUGGAUGGUCAUCGCUCAACUCCUGGCUCUCUUCGAGUUCAUCUAAGGCCCCGGAGAUUUUAAAGCGACUAGUUGCACAAGCAGCGAUCUUCUUCCUAUGGAGGGAACGCAACACUCGCCUACACAUGGGAACCGCAUCAACACCAGACAGAAUUUUCAAGGCAAUUGAUCAGGCUAUCCGAGACAUCCUUUUGGCUCGGUAUAGAAGAAAACCAUCCGCAUUAGUAUCCAUUUGGUUUACUUUUAGCUAG